UAUGCAGCUUGAUUUCUGUUCAUACAGUGAAGACGAUGAAGAUUAUGGUGGCUAUGAAUAUAGCCUUACUGGACAGCUUUCAGAAGUUCGGAUAGUGUUUUUGAAUCGCUUUGUGCAGGAGGUUCUAAGCUACUUCAUGGGCCUUGUGCCCAGUGAUUCUGAAAGUUUUGUUAAGCUGGAAGAUCAUGCCACUAACUCAGAAAAGAAGGUCCCAACAAGAGAAAUUACAGGAUCACCUGCCCUAAAGUUGGAUCUGUCUCUAACUCGGCCUAUAAUUCUGAUGCCCAGGAGAACAGAUAGUGAUGACUACUUAAAAUUGGAUGCGCUUCACAUUACUGUUCAGAAUACAUUUAAGUGGCUUGGUGACGAUAAGAAUGAUAUAAAUGCAGUACAUGUAGAUAUUAUGACCAUCAAGGUAUGCUUAAGAUAA
Molecule: messenger RNA, 430 nt
Organism: Dendrobium catenatum
Lineage: Eukaryota; Viridiplantae; Streptophyta; Magnoliopsida; Asparagales; Orchidaceae
Exons: 3
Coding region: 2-430 (142 amino acids)
Source: RefSeq, a predicted model, not a curated record